CCUGCAGAUAGAGACACAUGACCCCGGGUGGGCGGGGCGGCCUGGAAGGACAAGUAGGAGAGCAGCACAUGCAAGGACAGCACUGUGUGUGUGCAUGUCCGUGUGUGUUUGUUUGUGUGUCUUUUUAACCUUUUGCAGCUCCAACGCAAGACAGGAAACAUGAGCAGGUGUCUGAUAAGCCAGGUGGAGGUGCAGAGCUUCAUUGAGAGGUGCAUGAUGGCGGUGGGUACCAAGCAGCAUCACGCUCGCAGCCUGGCCCAGGUUCUGGUGGAGGGGGACCACAGAGGUCACUACAGCCACGGGCUGAACAGGAUGGACAUGUACGUGAAAGACGUUCAGACUGGAAUCUGUGCCAAGGACGGAGAACCAGAGGUGGAGAAGGAGAGCCCAGCCACGGCGCUGGUGAACGGGAACAACCUCCUGGGUCCUGUGGUGGGAAACUUCUGCAUGGACCUGGCCGUCAAGAAGGCCAAGGAAGUUGGGAUUGGCUGGGUGGUGGCGCAUGGUUCCAAUCACUACGGCAUCGCAGGAUAUUAUGCAAUGCAAGCGUUGAAGGAUAACAUGAUCGGCAUGUCCUUCACCAACACGUCCCCCCUGGUGGUCCCCACUCGUGGGAAAGAUUGCACUUUGGGCACCAACCCCAUCAGCGUGGCAGCUCCUUCCAAAGAUGGAGAUAACUUUGUAUUGGACAUGGCAACAUCUGCCGUAGCCCUGGGAAAGGUGGAGCUCAACGAGCGCCGUGGCGACAGCAUCCCUGAGGGUUGGGGGUGCGACGCCCAGGGCAGGAUCACGGCAGACCCCAAGAGAGUUCUGAGCGGUGGAGGGUUGGUUCCCAUCGGGGGCAGCGAGGCCACAGGGGGGUACAAAGGCUACGGUCUAGGAAUGAUGGUGGAGGUGUUCUGUGGCAUUCUGGCUGGUGCCAAGUACAGCAAACACAUCCGCACCUGGAAAGUAACAGACAGGAUUGCAGACCUGGGUCAGUGUUUUGUGGCAAUCAACCCGGAGAACUUUGCUCCUGGGUUCACCGACCGGAUGGCGGACCUGCUGGCCAUCCAGAGAGGACUGGACCCAGCCGAACCUGCCGCUCCGGUUCUGACGGCUGGGGAUCCGGAGAGAGCCAACAUGGCCAAGUGUCAGGAAAUGGGCGGGAUCUCGUACCACAUCAACGUGGUUAACUACAUGAAUGAAUGCGCCAGGAAAAUUGGAGUCAGUCCGCUCCUGCCUUGCGACAACAUCCUCUGCGAGUAAGGAGGCCUUCAGCAUCAUCUCCGCUUCUUCUGAGCUCCUCAGAAACACGGAAUGAAAUGUUUCAUCACUGCAUUUCCUGAUGCCGACUGAAGGUUCAAAGCAUCUUUGAAGACCACAGCAUGUGAUUCCCUCACUUGCCAAUGUGGAAAGCAGAACCAGAUCCAGAACCAGAACUGCAUAAUGUUUUGAUUGCUUUUGUCUUCCUACUUCAAGCACCUCAUUCCAAAUAAAAGUUAUGCAAUAUC
This is a messenger RNA of Doryrhamphus excisus (bluestripe pipefish), 1493 nucleotides long. RefSeq names its product putative oxidoreductase YjmC. The record is from RefSeq and is a predicted model, not a curated record. Gene Ontology annotation, molecular function: oxidoreductase activity. Lineage: Eukaryota; Metazoa; Chordata; Actinopteri; Syngnathiformes; Syngnathidae.